AUGUCAACCUUGGCCAAAGUUCUGUGGAUCAAUUUGGAUCGUCGCACAGAUCGCGCGGAUGCGCAGCUGAAUGCACUGGAAGCGGCUGGUUUGGAGGACUUUGGUGAGCGCUUUUCUGCAGUCGACGGAUCGCAGGUGGACUUUGACACUGUGCCCGAGACCAUUUUGACGCGCAAGGGCCGGGAGCAGGCAGAAAACCCCCCGGACUUCGUCUUGGGGCGCGUGUUGACUCCAGGAGCUGUUGGCUUAUGGUUGAGCUGGUACGAGGUCAUGUGUCGGAUCAUGGAGGAGGCCGCUCCCAAUGAGUGCUUCUUGGUAGUUGAAGACGAUGCCGAGUACUCGGAAGACUUUGGGGUUCAGCUCUUUCGUCUUCUGGAUGCCUUGGAUCGCUGCGAUGAGCUUUGGCACGCUUGCGCCGUGGGAUUCAUCAAAUCCAAGUCGCGGCACCAAGAGCUGUACUGGGAAAGCGAACGGCCAAAGUGGGCCAAAGAGUGUGAUGAAGUUCUGAAAGUUCCCGUGAAGCUCUGUGGUGCCACGGCCAUUUUGGUGCAUGGCCCCGAUGGAGCAGAGGAGAUGCUCCGGAGUUUGUUUCCCAUCGAUGCAGACCAGCAGUUUGAUCUGAAGAUCACCAUGCAGAUCCACGACCCGCAAUCCACUAUGCGUUUCUAUUCCUCUGCAGUGCCAUUGGCAACAGCACCGCUCUCGGAAGCUGGAGAUACGGACAUCCAGCGGAUUCCUCCGGAGAAACAGAGGCAGCUCAGGGAGGAAGCACAACGACGUCAUCGCAUGGGUGAUCACCUUCCGUGCAUCGGCUCCGAGCCGGAGCCGCCACCCUUAGCGCGUGUCCGAAGGGUCCGUCCCUUGCCGUGGACACCCCUGCAGCGGGGCUUGGGGCUGGAGUGGUGCUGCAUGAGCGUGCGUCCAUCCCAACACUCCUGGCCCUCGCGUCGACCAACCUCUCCAGGUACCAAUGGUUGCACCGUGGAAAUCUCGGCGGAGGAGCUUGAGUUACAGAAGUUGCGCAGCCUCGACAAGGGCGUCCCAGAGCUCCGGCAUCUCCAUGGAGAGCUGGCGCUGAAGACGCAGCAGCUGCGUCAAAGGCCCUCGAGGCAAGUUGAAGAGGAGUAUCAUACCCUGCAGCACUUGCUGCAAGAAGCUGUGGAGGCUAGGGAUCAUAUCCUCCAGGCGGCGAUUCCAUAUGCCCGACGGCCCUGUGAGCAGACGCGAAAAGCCCUUCUGCUGCGCAAAGUGCCCAACGGUGAUUCGGAUCUCCGGGCAGCGGCGCACUUUCCCAGCGGCAGGAGAAAGAUCUUGCUGAUGGGCCUUUACCAUUCCUGCACCAACGCCAUGGCGAAGGAACUCGAACGACACUUUGACGUGGAGAUCCUGAAUGAUUGGCACACCUGUAAGGCGGAUGCCAAUUGGAAGCACCGUGCCAACUCUCGCAGACCUCCAGCAUUGGCGGAGGACGUCUUCUGUGUACUUAUGGCCAAAGAACCCCAUUUUUGGCUACAGAGCUGCAGCCGCGAGCUGCGGAACUUCUUCGAGAUCCGUCCCGUGGGUCCAGAGCGACGGGAACUCCCGGCGCAGGAACUCUGGCAGCUGUUGAGCAGCAUCGAACAUGACGGAGUCCUCUACGAAAAUGCUAUGGACCUGUGGAAUGACACCAUGCAUUCAUACCUGGAUGACAGUGUCUACCCACCGCAUCAGACGGUCAUCGUGCGUUGCGAGGAUUUCCUUUUUAGCUUCCACGGUGUCCUGCGCGCCCUGCAGAAGCUGGGUGCCCUGACGCCGAAGCUUCCGCUGGAGACGGCGGUGCCGUUGAUGGAACGGGCCAAGGGACACAAGGAAUGCCGUGAUAGGGAUGAAGCAUUGCAAUUCUACAGCAACCCUAAGCAUCAAAAGGCGGCCUUCAACAGCGAUCAGUUGGCCUUGAUCGGUUUCGCCUUGGACCGGAAGGCCUUAGCCCAGCUCGGCUACGAUGAGCCGGACUGUGUGCAGAGAUGGGUCACUCAGGGCCUCUGA
Molecule: messenger RNA, 2025 nt
Organism: Cladocopium goreaui
Lineage: Eukaryota; Dinophyceae; Suessiales; Symbiodiniaceae
Source: the annotation of a GenBank genome assembly